Bacillus rossius redtenbacheri is the source of this 3050-nucleotide messenger RNA. RefSeq lists its product as uncharacterized. The record is from RefSeq and is a predicted model, not a curated record. Bases 173 to 406 code for a protein of 77 amino acids. The transcript is spliced from 2 exons. NCBI's taxonomy places the organism in Eukaryota, Metazoa, Arthropoda, Insecta, Phasmatodea, Bacillidae.
ACUGUAUAUCUAUGGUCUCCACCAAUCUUAGAUUUAGAAAUUUUAUUCCAUGUGAAAAGUAAGACGUGAAAAUAAACGCACGAUAUAUGCAAAUUUAGAAAGGGAUACCUGUUUGGAGGUCUUUAAAAUAACGAAACUUUACAAGAGUGAUGAUUUCUUUUUGCGGCGAACAAUGACACCGUUUGAUGAUUUCAUGUAUCUAAUAAAUUCUUUGCUUUUGGGCGAAGAGCCUACUAUCGAAGAUUUCAUCCUGCUCAUCGGUACGUUCGUGGCAUUUGUGGCGUUCGUCCUGUGGUGCUGCUUCCCGGUGGUACCGAAGGAGUCGAACCACCCGCCACAGUACGACUCUCGCAGCUACAACCAGUACAAGAAACUGGACAGCUCGCCGUACGAGAGCAACUCCUAGCACGAGGUGUCGCGUCUGACCGUGACUGCCUUCGGGUGCUGAUGCUGCAGCCGCGGCAGUCAGAGGGUUCCUCCUGAGUCACCGGAGCCCGCCAGUCAAGUCAGAGAAAUCUAGUCAAACAUCUUACACUUAAGUUUACUAUUCCGAGCUUUAUACGUUAUUGAAAUACAAGUGCAUAGGUAUUUUAUACGGUGUUUUUUAAAUAAGACAUCUAUGCAAAGCUUUACUGUACUGUUUUGUAUUUUCAUGGUACUCAAUCUGUGAUUAUUUUUUUAAAGAUAUUAAAUGUGUUUAAAUAGCUUGAAUUUAAUGUUAUUUUAAGCUUGUAUUUAUGUGUGCAUGUAUGAGUUUGAAUGUGAGACCUUAUUGGUAACCCUUCAUCCCUUCAAAAAGAACGAUGUGGUGGUACAUACAGCCAGUGGUUAGGAUGUCAGGCUGUAUCCCUGCAUGAAAUUCCAUGAAAGAGGUACUUUUGGUGCUUUUUUAGACAAACUUUGAAUUUUGUUUUUGUAAUUUGUAUUUUUUCUUGGAAUAUUCGUAAAACAACACUUUUUAGGCUAGUAGGUUAAAAACAAUUGGUCUAAGGAAACAUUCCGGCACAUUUGCAACUACGGCCAUGCCGGAUUGGCUAUUUUUCUGCAUCUUAGAAAGUCGUCAUGGUUUUAACAGGAAUACUGAAGAAAAAAAUUGAUGCAGUACAAUGAUACUUAAAACAAGCUGUAAUAAGCUGAUCUAUGGCAAUAAAGAAUACACAUGAACAAUACUGUUUAAAAAAGUCUCUGAUAAUAUUUGUUGAAUCUAUGAUCAGAUCUCUUUUCCAAAAAAAAAAAAAAAGAGUAAACUUAUAAUGUUGGCAACAUUCCUAUCGGUCAGUGUCAACAUCUGAAGAAAUCUGAACACUAACUAUUAGCUCAAUUGGUGCUGGAUAUAGGAAUCUGCUGAACUUAAGAAUUUCGGAUUAAAUGUUUAGCAGACAACCUAUAAAAUAAAAUUAUUCCCACAAAAUGAAGUCCGUCUACACUCCUGCACUGAUGUUUGGCUGAAAUCGAUGUUGCCAUUUUCUUUGUGUUUCUUUUACGCACUUUUCAGAAUGUGGACACCCUGCAAGUGCAAAAAAAAUCUUGGCUAAAACAGUACAUUACAAUGGUAUAGGGCUUGCAUAAAAUGAGAAGUGAAUUUUGAAUAGGUCAGUGAUAGUAAUGGGGAAAUAUGCUCUAGUCUGCCAUCUUCUAAACUGUGAAAGCAAUUUUUUUUGAGAAGGUUUUAUAUUGCCUAGUCUAUCACACUAUAAAAUGUUGUAGGCAAGGUUCUGUUUGAAAUAGACCAGCUAUUUUCUUUAUUUCUUUCAGAAAAAAAUAUUGUACUCGGAAGUUUGUAAUUUUGGUCUUGGGAAAUCUGGGGAUUUUAUUACGAAUUUGUGUGGACACUCUGACAUGGUUACAGAAGGAAAAAAGAACUGGACAUGCUGGCCCAUUUAACUCCUGUGGCUUAGUAUUGCCUUUUCAGUGUUUUUUUUAUGCUUCCCUGUUAAUUGAGCUUUGAGAUGUGACAUUGCGACUUCAAUGUCAUUGAAGACAGGUAACACCGGCUGGUUUCAACCAUGGACUAUUGAUGAAUCUCGUCAUCUGUUUGUGGUUCUGUCAUUGGUUUACUAUUUGUCACUGUAGUGUCAAAAUCAGCGGGUUUGUUUACAAAUAGUUAUCCAAAGAGUUGGUUACUUUUAAUUUAAUUAUUAAAUAAACAGUAAAGUCUGGAUCAACUAAGCUUCAAUUAACUAAGGUUAUGUACCUAUAUCGAAUUAGACUUUUUAAGAUGCCAUUACGGACAAAGACUGUUGAAACAUGAAACAUUUGCUUGAGGAUCAAAAGACUGAAUAAAAAGAUUCCAUUUUCUGGUGGGAAAAUCAUAUAGUAACUGAAAAAAAACAUCAUCCGGAAAAAUGAUACCACUUGGGCCAGUUGAAAAACUUAAUGAUAUUCUUAUUAUAUCUGUGUUAUCCAAGAUUUUUCUUAUCUGAGGUUUCCGCGGUCCAUAUUAAUGAGAUUAAUGAAGACACUACUCUAAAGUUGGAAUUUAAUUCGCUUAGUCAUGAGAGAUCAAAUACUAUCUGCAUUGAAACUCGGACAUAAUUACAAUGUACCACAAUAUUUAACAACCUCAGCAAUUGCAUACUUCUCUUGACACACUUUUUUGGUGGGUCUGUUCGGCAAAUAAGCAGUUCAGUGUUCUAUAAGUUCUCUCAAAGUUAAUCGUUACUGUCUGUUUUCCAGCACAUUAUAUUUCACAUUUUCACACUUGAUAUUACCUUUUAAACAUAUAGUGUACAGGCAAAUUCGCUAUUCAGGAACGGCCGUAUUCUGAAACUUGCAGUAUUUAAGAGUUUAAGACCUUUCCCCAUAGUUGUUUUUCAUGCCUUACUUUGCCUUUAGAUGCCUGUCAAAUAUUCCCACUCGCUCCUCCACCCCCUACCCCACCCUCAUCCAUGCCUCUUCACUACUUCACAUGUCUCUCUUAAUUUUUUCAUUUCCCUGCUAAACCUUGCCAAGCAUUUUGAUGAGUGGGGGCCAACAUAUAGCCCGUGGACUUCAUUCGACCCACCAGAUUGUAGUCGUGGCCUGUCGGCCUUCGUUCUGACGGGAAAUCA